UUGAUCUCUUUAAUUUUCUUUCUCUUUCUACCUCACCUUGAUUUCUUUUUAUCCUCCCUAAAACAUUUUUCCUUGUUAGUUUUCUCUUUUAAAAACAAUUCUCUCACUGAAAACAAUUAGUGUUCAAUUCUUUUUUCUGCUUUUCUCCAUCUCUUCAUUUUCUCUUUUAAAAACCUUAUUCUCUCUGCGAAUGAACAUAAUCACCGAAUUCAGGUCAUCUUCAAGUCUAACAUGGCAUUUUUUGAUGAUAAACUAUUCCUUCUUUCCCAUAUAAGGCAUUCUUUCAUUACCUGUGAUCCUACAGAAAUGUGUGAAAUGGUUAUGUUACAUGAGCCGAUGCCUCAUUAUUUUGGUUCGGUUGCUGAUGUUCAUUUGCUUAAAACGGUCGAAAUUGAAGCGAAAUCGGACCUUCUUGAUGCCACUCAAUCAUGUGAAAUUGUUUCCGACAUUGAGAUGAUCACUGCUCAUCGAGGACGUUCAAAUACUGCCCAAAGGUUGGAAAGACUGAAGGAAGAGAAAAGAUCAGCGGCAAAAACUAAAUAUAUUCAUUGGGAGGACGUCAAAGUGAAUGUUACUGAUGAUGAACUGUCCGAAUUAUUCCCGAGAAAAUCUGAAGAAGAGAUAAAAGAAUCUUCAAGAGAAAGUCUUCCAAAAAAGUCUAUUCUUUCCUUCCUGGUGGAAAAAUCUCCGGACAAUCCAUUUAAAGAAUUUGCCAAGUUCGAUGCUCGAGUUGGUGAUAGACGAAGAACCCGAAAUUAUGAGAUCAUUUUACAUAAUAUCGCCGGUGAGCAGAGACUCAAAACACUCCAAGUGGUCAUUUUUACCAAUGCCCGUGUCAGAGAUUUGAUUGGAUUAACUUGCUGGUUGUACACAAAUGAAGUUAAUGAACCCGAAUUAGAACCGGCUGUUGAUAAAUAUUGUCUCAGAAUAGCGGAAGAUAAUGGAGAAAUUGAUACAGAUUUUCCUGCUCUCAAUCCCACCGAUAUAGUUGAGAAAUAUGAAUUUCGGACUUUAGCCAUGGUCGAAAGUGGCGAUGACUCGGGUAGCUAUUCAGAAGCAACUCCCAUAACAUCAUUCUCAGCUCUCAGAUUGCACGAUAUUCAACCAAGUUCAACAAAGAUUCUCUAUUUUGAACCCAAGAUAUCAACUCCAACAAGUACACAGGAACAUCAUCGACCUAAAAAACACCUAAAGGUGUCAGCUGUUUUCAAGAAAUUCCCUUGGAAAGGAGACAGUAAACACAAGAAAGAUGCUAAUCUAGAUAAAUUAGCCUGAUUGAAGUGAAUCAAAAUGGUUGGACAUUCUGUUUUUUUAUCGUUUUCUGGUCAAUUACAAAUACAUACAAAAUCCUUACCCCAAAUAAUGAAAAACACUUUGGACAAAAACAAGAAUCAUGGAACAAAUAAAAUGAUCAUGAUUAUUUUCGAUUGUUAUUUUCAAUAUA
This is a messenger RNA of Panonychus citri (citrus red mite), 1444 nucleotides long. Its product is annotated as target of rapamycin complex 2 subunit MAPKAP1-like. The record is from RefSeq and is a predicted model, not a curated record. Gene Ontology annotation, molecular function: phosphatidylinositol-4,5-bisphosphate binding. The transcript has 4 exons. Lineage: Eukaryota; Metazoa; Arthropoda; Arachnida; Trombidiformes; Tetranychidae. Gene Ontology annotation, cellular component: TORC2 complex; plasma membrane; cytoplasm. Bases 232 to 1275 code for a protein of 347 amino acids. Gene Ontology annotation, biological process: TORC2 signaling.